Messenger RNA from Daphnia carinata, 2318 nucleotides. RefSeq names its product kelch-like protein diablo. The coding region runs from base 79 to 2031 and encodes 650 amino acids. Gene Ontology annotation, molecular function: protein binding. NCBI's taxonomy places the organism in Eukaryota, Metazoa, Arthropoda, Branchiopoda, Diplostraca, Daphniidae. The record is from RefSeq and is a predicted model, not a curated record. The transcript is spliced from 10 exons.
UUCUUACCUUCUUUUGGAUGAAAUUCAUUGCUGUUGCAUGCCCUUUAUAUAUUUGAAUUAUCUGGAGAUAAAGUGACCAUGCUGGGAAAUGAUCAAGGAAUCAGGAACUGUAAUGUGUGCUGCCUCAGUGUUCAACAGGCAAAUCCUACAGUCAAUUCAACCACUGGUCAAGAUAGUGAAGAUCAACAGGUUGAUUUUUGGGACUUAAGAGAUGCUGUGUUUCCCACUGUGUUGAUGGAUGGGCUGAAUGACUUACGCACAUCUGGUCUGCUCUGUGAUGUUGUGCUUGUUACAGGAGAUUCAGAACAUUCAGCUCAACGAGUUGUCCUUGCAGCAGUCUCACCAUACUUUCGAGCAAUGUUUUCUGGAACUGGGAAUGGACUCAGAUUCCUAGAAAGUGAGCAGAGCAAAAUAACUCUCCAUGAUAUUGAUUCAGCCAUUCUAGAGCAAAUUUUGAACUUCAUUUACACAGCUGAAAUUCAGAUAACUGAGAAAAAUGUAAGUGAUUUUCUUGUCGCUGCCGAUUUCCUGCAAAUAAAUUCUCUUCAAAAUCUGUGCUGUCAAUACUUGCGUUCACAAAUGAAUGCUUCCAACUGCAUUGGCAUUUACCUGAGUGCCAAAUCACGUAACUGUAAGGAGCUGGCUGCCAACGCUAAACGGUAUACUUUAGAACAUUUCCGUCACGUCGUUAAGGAAGAAGAACUUCUCCAGCUACCGUUCAAUGAGCUGAAAGGAAUUUUACAGUCUCCUCUACUCAACACUGCAGGGGAAGGAGAGCUUUUGGAGACGGUGAUGAAAUGGGUAGAACACCAACCUGGCGAUAGACUUCAGUUUCUCUCCUCCCUCGUGUCAGAAAUUGAUGUUUGGCAAGUGCCAGCGGAGAAAUUACUCGUAGUUGUAAAUUCAGACCUUCUGCUAAGGCGGCUACGAGACUCGGGUUUUACAUCUGAAGCACAGUUUAGUGAGACCGCCAUCCUGGGGGGCGAUUUCAAAAUGGCUGUUGACAAAAUACUCUCACAGCGCUGCGACAGCCCUUGUUCAAAAACUCAGCCACAUCACAUCACCCAUUCGAAGAAAAUUCGGCAUUCUUACGAACAAGAAGUGAUCGUGGCUUUGGGAGGAGAGUCUAACGGCUUUGUUCUGAACUCGAUGGAAUGCUAUACGUUAGGAUACGAUGGAUGGCGAUGUUCCAUUCCAACAGCAGUAGCACUUUCUGGAAUUCCCAAUCCAACGCAAGUAAUGCCCCCCAUGCGAACUCAGAGAAUUUUUCCUGCUUUCUGCAGUGCUGACUAUACAAUAUUUAUUAUUGGUGGAAUUUGUGGAGAAAAGCUGAUCGAUUCUUGCGAGUUCUACAGCGUCCAGUCGAACGAGUGGAUCUCUCUCGCCCCUUUACCUAUUGGCAUUCACGGGAGCGGAGCUGCUCUUCCUAAUCAAGUUCUAUGCGUAUCUGGGGGCCGUAGCGAUCAAGGCAUUGAAAAGCGAGCCUGGAUGUACGAGGAACGUUUUAACAUGUGGGAAGCACUUCCUUCAAUGCAACUACAUCGCGCACACCAUGGUGUUACGUCCCUUAAUUGUUUACUGUAUGCAGUCGGCGGACUUGGUGGAAAACAGCAAAAUGAAGAAAAAUUUCUUUCCUCAGUUGAGUGUUACGAUCCAGCUCUGCAACGUUGGAUCCCUAUCGCACCUAUGCACGAAGCACGAGCAUAUUGUGGAGUUGCUACUGUUGGCUCCUUCCUUUACGUUAUAGGGGGGUUCAACGGAGUCUCUUGGUUACGCUCGAUGGAGCGCUACGAUCCGCUAACCAAUCAGUGGACUUUGCUGACUCCAAUGAGCGUUGCGCGUAGUUCAUUUGGAACAACUGUUUGGAACGGCAGGAUCUACGUCAUCGGCGGUAGCGACGGCAUCCACCUCCUCAAUACGGCCGAGAAAUUCAAUCCGCGGACUAAUCGCUGGCAUUGCGCCCAGGCAAUGCAAGUGCGUCGCCUUGGUUUAGGCGCAGCCACUGUAAAGAUACCACUCAAAAUGGAAUAAGCCAAGUAUUUUCUGUACUUCCCGUGUUCAGUGUUCUGUCAACUCUAAUGUCAAGCUAAAUGGUGAUAGCUUUAUGGAAUAAUUAAAUCCGUGUUAAUUAGAAAUAGGUUUGACUCGGUAAAGUCGCCUAUCUAGUCUUUCCUAUGCUAUGUAAAUCACGCUGAAGGUUCGGAAUUUUUGUUCAAGUAUACGCACUUACUGUUCAAGUAAAAAAAAGAUUUAUUUUUUACUCGUUACCUUCAAAUAUUUCAUGUGGGCCGAUAACGUUCCAAAACCAAGAUGAAUUC